This is a messenger RNA of Mya arenaria, 4743 nucleotides long. Its product is annotated as polycystic kidney disease protein 1-like 2. The record is from RefSeq and is a predicted model, not a curated record. Bases 77 to 4675 code for a protein of 1532 amino acids. The transcript has 22 exons. Lineage: Eukaryota; Metazoa; Mollusca; Bivalvia; Myida; Myidae. Gene Ontology annotation, molecular function: calcium ion binding; protein binding. Gene Ontology annotation, cellular component: membrane.
CACAAACAGAUCUUGCUGUCACAGCUAGGAAAACAAGGGGUCUACAAAGACUCUCUUGUCCUUGGUAACGGAUGUGAUGGAUGUGAUGCAGACUGACCAGGAAGUGGAUGGCCCACCCAUCACCAUUGUCACCCCCUCUAUCUACCUCUCUAUGAACAAGAUGAAGCCCGGCAAUUUGACAAGAAUCUCCAUGGAGCCUGUGAAGACCAAUGGGUCAAAGAUCAGUCUAACCAUUCCUGAUGACCUUGACCUCACAGGCAACAAUGACUCAAUCUCCAUGCAGUACAUGUACACAAAGAAAAACCCAUACAGUUGGAAAGAGAGUGUCGCCAUGGUAACAUCAGGUGUCCAGUCUCUCACUCUUAAGGACUCUCACAACAAACCAGUCCACAUGAACAACCUCAAGUCACCAUUGAAACUUUCAUUUGACUUUGAUGAUGUGGCGACUAGUGCCAAGAUUCCUCUCAAGCUGAUUAUCCAGAAACAGGGUAAGACAUUUGAUCAGGUUGUGAGACAUGCAAGGCCGGGUACCACCACCUUCAACAUCACCCUGACCCGAGGAAACACCCAGACGUUCGUGCUCGACCUGCCACAAAACUUGUCUUCCAUUAAACUUGGCAUAAGUGAGGAGGGUGAAGUUAAUAUUAAAGAACUGGUUGCCACUGGAUUUAGAUACCCUGGAGACAUUGAGCUGAUAAAUGCCAUGUAUGGAAGAGGUAAUGGUGACGGUGGUGAUGUUUUGGACAACAUCACCAGGUACUGCCAGGAGUGUGAUCAUCGCUGCUGUAAAGACAACACUACCUCCUGUAUUGGAAUAUAUGCCGGCUGUGGCAUGUUCUGUAGCCAUCUCCCAAAUAUCAACAUGACAGCAAACUGCACCGAUUUGAACGAAGAUUUGACAGCAAAAGAUACCCCGGGCAAUGUAAUUUCAGGAAAAACCAUAUAUCUGUCAGCUCGUGAGCCAAAGCUGGAAGAAAGCAAUGUAACAUCUUAUGUACUCUACUUUACUGUGAGCGUUGACAUUACCGACACCCAAACUAGAGAAGAGUUGAUGUUACGUGACCCAGGCUGUCUGGGAAACGAGACCAUCAGUGAAUGUUAUGUAUCUUUGGACCUGACUACCACCCUGCGGAGCUUUCACCUGGGAUGUUACUACUGGGAUGUUGAAAAGGAUGACUGGACACAAGAAGGAAUGCAGAUUUCUGACAAAAGUUUAUCAUCAUCACCAUCUAUUGAGUGUUUGACCUCCCAUCUGUCUUCAUUUGGAGCGUCUGUUCUUGUGGCCCCAACAUUUGUGGAUCCAGAUGACAUAGUGCUAUUCCUGACGUUUUUUGAAAACCCUGUUGUGGUGACAGCCGUCAUCAUGCUGUGGAUAGUCUACUUCUUUCUUAUACACUGGGCCAAACGUUACGACAGGAGGGACGUCGAACAAGUGGGAGUUAUCCCGUGUGUGGACAACAAGCAGGGGGACCAGUAUGUGUAUCUUGUAUGCUUCAUUACCGGCUGGUGGAAACAUGCAGGGACAUCUGCCAAUGUCUACUUCUACAUGACAGGGACUGAUGGAGUGAGUGGAAAGAAGCAUGUGAACACUGCGGACCGAGUGUGCCUGCAGCCGGGGAGUGAAGACUGGUUAGUGGUCACAACAGAGCACAGCUUGGGGCACAUCUCCUCCAUCACAGUCUGGCAUGACAACACAGGAAGCAAUCCACACUGGUACCUGAAUCAGGUUCAUAUCAAGGAUGUUGAGACUGGCUCGUCCUGGAACUACAUCUAUAAUGACUGGCUUGCCGUGGAUAUGGGUUCCCUCCUCUCCACCACAGCUACCAUUGAAGCCACAUCGGAGGAUCAGAUGAGGGUGAAGCUGAAGUACAAGUUCAUGAUCCAGUUUAGCCGGGAGAUAAGGAACGGCCAUUUGUGGAUCAGCAUCUUCUCCAAGUCCCCAGCAAGCCAGUUCACACGCGUUCAGCGGCUCACAUGCGCCCUCUCCCUUCUGCUCUCAACUAUGUUAACCAACCUCAUGUUCUACGGCAUCCCCACGGACGAACCCGCUGACCAGGUGAAGGCUGGGCCCUUCAGUCUCACCCUUUCACAGAUUGUUAUUGGAAUAGAGAGCAGUCUCAUAAUGUUUCCAGUGAAUCUUCUUAUGAUACAGCUGUUUAUGAAGGUCAAGCCACGAGAGCGAAAAAUGCGCCGCAAGAUGAAAGAUCCAGAUGAAACAUUCAUUGCCUCAUUCAAUGCAUCCAUGACUGAUAAAGGUUCUACUCAAGAGACAGUGUCUGCAAUGACAGUAGAUUUCGAUUUAAAAAAAAAUAUACAAAGGCAGCUUGAUAUUGAUCUGUUUCGUUUGCUGUAUACAGAUGCUCUCAGAGACCGUUGCAGGGUUGUUCCUAACCUAGUCACAAAACUUUUGAUUGAAAAUCUGCCAGACCGAUUUUCAUGGUCAGUUGCUGGAGAGGCCUUGGAUAUGAAUGUUGUGUUAGACAACCAAGGACAAUUUACACUGGCCCCUCGUGAAAAGGAUACUGGGGGUAAAGAAGAUCUUGCCCUGAAACCAAAUAGGUCUGAUCUAUCGCUCGCAGAUGACUUUUACAAGUCGGCGUUAAAGUUUGAUUCGUGUGGAGAUAUUGGUCACACAACUCGCAGUCCGACUAUCAGCAUGUCGGGAGAUGCUUCUUCACAAACAGCCAGUGAGAUAAAGCGGUUUUCAACAGAAAGCAUUUUUUCAAAGGAUAGGUGUGUCCUGGAUGAGGCUCCCGUUGUGGUGCGCGCAAGGAAAGACCCAAGAUUCCUACCAUGGUGGUUCCUGUAUGUGGCCUGGACAGUUGCUAUAUCAGUGUGUUUGGUGUCCUCCUUCGUUGUGAUGCUCUACGGUCUCAAGUUUGGCUACACGCUCAGCAUUGAGUGGCUCGUCUCCUUCGUCACCGGAUUUUUGCAGAGUGUGCUUGUCCAACAGCCCCUCAAGACGCUGGUCGUGGUAGUACUGCUGACGAUGAUAUUUAAAAAAGACGUGGAGUUUGAGGAUGUUGGAGCAGACAUGGAACUGGACAAUGAUGAGGAAUACCUGUGUUCAGUGAACCCUAAGCCUGACAGCCACCUGUCUGUUGCCCCACCCCUGCCUCAACGCAUGAUGGAAGCCAUCAAACAAAGACUAAAGUUUGAGUUGUUGAUGGACUUGACCAUUUGUGACAUGAUCCUUCACUUUAUCUACCUGACCGUGGUCAUCCUGAUGCUAACUGGACAUCGUAACAUCACCACUAGCUUCCAAACCACACGCGCAGUCCGCACUGUCAUGGUUGGUGCUGAACAUGGCAUGCCAUUUAAAAAGGUAAAUAGCAUAGGUGGUGUAUACCAGUACCUGGAGGACACUGUUAUCCCUGUGAUGAAGGUAGCCUCUCAAUAUGGCAGGAGGGAGAUCUCCACAGCCUCAGAAUUCUUUCUGGUUGGACCAUACAGGCUAAGACAGCUUAGGGUUGGAGAUUCUUGUACACCAGAAAUUGUGAAAGGACUUCCUGUUGGCUGUCAGCCGUCAUAUUCUCUCAUUGGCGAGGACAGUGGCAACUACAAGAAAUCAUGGAGCAUCCCAUUGUUGGAUGAAGAUUAUGCUAUUAACCCAUGGAUUCACCAGUCUGGCUGGUCCCUGAAGACCCUUCCAUUCGUGGGCUCACAUGCCACAUACUCUGGGGGUGGAUAUGUCCUACCAUUGUCUGGCCAGGAGCAGCGGGAUACAGAUUCACUUGAGGACUUGGAAACCAGAGGAUGGAUUGAUCGAAAUACUCGUGCAGUAUUUCUGGAGUUUACUUUCUAUAACCCGAAUGUGGACAUGUUCACCGUGGGUGUGUACAUGUUUGAGUUUACCAACACUGGUGGAGUGUACCCAAGUCAUCAAGAAAUUUCUACGAGUCUACAUCACUACUCCAGUAGCUAUGGAAAGUUUGUGGCCGUAUGUGAAGUUCUCUUUGCGGCCUUCAAUCUUACUUUCAUCAUUAUUGAAGUGAAGAAGUUCAGAAAACAAGGAAAGUCUGAAUACUUUUCUAGCAUUUGGACGAUUAUAGAAUUAUGUCAGAUUGGAAUGGCUGUAGCUGUUGUGGUUAUGUUUGUUCAAAGAGUACUAGCUGUUGGAAGUGUGAUGGAUGAUUUCAAGUCCUCCAAGGGUGAAACAUUUGUCAGCUUCUAUCCUGCUGUUUUCUGGGAUGCUGUCCUUAUGUACGUGAUGGGUGGGCUUAUGACAACAGUCAUAUUGAUAACUAUCAAGUUGCUGAUAUUUAACCGCAAGAUGUUCCUCUUAUCGUACACUUUGUCGGCAGUCCAUAUGCAUCUGUUAUCUUUUUUACUCAUCUUCGCCAUCACCACUUUCGCUUUUGCCGCCUUUUCAUAUCUACUGUUCAACUCCGUGUUCAGGGGCUACAAAACCCUUGGUGAUGCGUUGGUAUCCAAUGUAAGUCUGUUAAUGGGCAUAGCAGACUUUGUUGGUCUCUACGAGUACAACCGAAUCAUCGGUGUCGUCUUCCUGUUCAGUUUUGUGUUUACCGUCUAUUUUGGUGUGAUGACAUUUGUCCAAGCUAUUCUCAAUGUGGGCCGCAUAGAAGCAAGGGACAGAAUCAAGGGCAAGAAGAAUCAUCUGGAUCACAUAAACUAUAUCACUUCAAAACUGAAGAUGCUUGUUCAACAGAAAUAAAUUGUUUCCUUCCUAAAAAUCAACAGAAGUAAAAAUUUGUAUUUAAAGUUCAACAGAAUUAAACAGUU